Kazachstania africana CBS 2517 is the source of this 14802-nucleotide messenger RNA. RefSeq names its product AAA family ATPase midasin (gene REA1). NCBI's taxonomy places the organism in Eukaryota, Fungi, Ascomycota, Saccharomycetes, Saccharomycetales, Saccharomycetaceae. Gene Ontology annotation, biological process: ribosomal large subunit assembly; rRNA processing. Bases 1 to 14802 code for a protein of 4933 amino acids. Gene Ontology annotation, cellular component: nucleus; preribosome, large subunit precursor. The transcript has a single exon. Gene Ontology annotation, molecular function: ATP hydrolysis activity; ATP binding. The record is from RefSeq and is a predicted model, not a curated record.
AUGUCACACGAUCGUGUCAUUUUAGAUUUAGAAGCCAUUAAGGAAAGAUACAACCUUUUCAAUUCUACUUUCCCUUCUGAAGCAUUAAAGCACCAUUUUGAAUUUGAUUUCAGUUCUUCCGCAACUGAAAAUUUAAUCAAGCUAUCUCAAAUAGCAUUAAAUGAUAAGCAUACAUCUGCAUAUUUAUUCAUCUAUAACACAAUAUUUUUAGAGAUACUAGCGCACUGGACUACAAAAUUAGACAAGAAUGAAUCUGUUAAGGUUCUUGAAUCAUCAUCCAGGAUUAUUACGAUGUAUCCAAAAGCUACAUCAUUAAUUGAAGAAUUCUUAGAAAGAGAAAAUGAUCAUUUUGUUACAAUAUUACAGAAUCCAUCCUCGCAAGAUGAAAACCAAAUCUUCACGAUUUUAUUAUCUUAUUUCAGACUAUUAUAUCAUAACAAAGAUAUAUUCGAAUCCUUCAUCAAACCUGACGUUUUAUACAAACUAAUUUCUAGCAGCCAACCGUCUGAAUUAACAAAAUUUAUUGCACUAAAAGUCCUUGGCAUUUUCUUAGAUGCUGGUGAAGCUGCAUUGACCAGCAUGUUUGACAUUCAUAUCACAUCUGAUGGCACUUUAAUAGGUACAUAUGAAUUGGAUAAUAACAUCAAUUAUAAAUUUUUAGAAAUUAACGAAGCUAAGAGAUUUUCAAAUUUUACAAGAUUACCAGAAGUCCCUGAGGUUCAUGAACUUUUACCAAAUAAAAAAUACUUUUUAAUUGAGCCUACUGAAUUAAAUGAUAGAGUUGUGUCCAUUUGUGGCGUCUUAGUACCAAGAGGCAAUUCUAUUAGAGACAUCAAACAAUACCCACUAACUUUUGUCCCUACAGAGAAAACUAUUGCAACAUUACGUCUCUUAGCAAGAAAAGUUCAAAAUUCAGAACCAGUAAUGUUGGUCGGACAGGCUGGCUCAGGCAAAACGUUCAUCAUAAACGAGUUAAGUAAGUAUAUGCAAUGCCAUGAUUCAAUAGUAAAAAUCCAUUUAGGUGAACAAACGGACGCUAAAUUACUCCUUGGUACUUAUACGUCAGGUGAGAAACCAGGUACUUUUGAAUGGAGGUCUGGUGUUUUGACCACUGCCGUAAAAGAGGGAAGAUGGGUGCUCAUUGAAGAUAUUGAUAAAGCCCCAACAGAAGUUUUGUCCAUUUUACUUUCUCUUUUAGAGAAGCGUGAAAUGACGAUACCAUCAAGGGGCGAAACUGUGAAGGCAGCUAAUGGCUUCCAGUUAAUUUCAACUGUCAGACUAAGUGAAGAUACAAUCAAAGAAAAUAAAGAGGAAAAUAACUUCAAUCUAAAUAUUAUUGGUUUGAGAAUUUGGAGUGCUAUUCAUCUAAUUGAACCAACCAUUGAUGAUUUGAAGGAAAUAUUGUGCCAAAGAUACCCAGUCUUAUCGCAAUUGAUUCCAAAACUUAUACGUUCAUAUGAGGGAGUAAAGGCUAUUUAUGGUGACCCCAGGUUUAUCUCCUUAAAUAGAGGUGCCCACGCAAGAAUAGUCUCGACCAGAGACUUAAUGAAACUAUGUAACCGCCUGCAAGCACUUUUUACCAAUAAUAACAUUAUAAAACCGGACCAGUUGAUCGAAUCAUCGAUAUAUGAUUCUAUUUUUGCAGAGGCUGCCGAUUGUUUCACUGCUGCAAUUUCUGAAUUCAAAGCCCUUCAACCACUAAUAUAUAGCAUUGGUGAAUCUCUUGAAAUUGCAGAGUCAAGAAUCUCACUUUUCAUAGAUAAACAUGUGCCACAACUGGAAGAGCUUGAUGACAAUCUCAAGAUUGGUAGAGCAACGCUUCAGAGAUCUCCUUUAUCGAUCCAAAGAAAAUCAGUAAAUUCUACAUCUUUUGCAACAACAAAUCAUUCUUUAAGAUUAAUGGAACAAAUUGCGGUUGCUGUCCAAAUGACAGAGCCCGUUCUUCUAGUUGGUGAAACCGGUACUGGUAAAACUACUGUUGUCCAGCAAGUUGCCAAACUCAUGAAUAAAAAAUUAACUGUGAUUAAUGUCUCCCAACAAACUGAAGCUGGUGAUUUGCUUGGUGGUUACAAGCCCGUGAAUUCUAAGACAGUAGCUGUACCAGUCCAGGAAACAUUUGAAACACUCUUUGCUGUGACAUUUUCAUUGAAAAAGAAUGAGAAGUUUUACAAAAUGUUGCACAAAUGCUUCAAUAAAAAUCAAUGGAAAAAUGUAGUUAAAUUAUGGACAGAGGCUUAUAAAAUGGCUCAAACUUUGCUAAACAAAGAGUCUAUGGCGGACGUUCAAGAUCAAGCAAAAGAAAAAAAAAGAAGAUUGAAUUUGGACGAGAAAAAAGUAUUACUAGGUCAAUGGGAAGAAUUUCAUGCUAUGGUUGAAAAGUUUGAAUUACAGUCUGCCUCCAUUGAAAAUGCGUUUAUUUUCAAUUUUGUCGAAGGUUCGUUGGUAAAGGCAGUCAGAAACGGGGAGUGGUUAUUGUUAGAUGAAGUUAACUUAGCAUCUGCAGACACAUUAGAAAAUAUAUCUGAUCUCUUGACAGAAAGCGAUUCAAGAAGUAUUCUCCUUUCCGAAAAGGGUGAUGCUGAACCAAUUAAGGCUCACCCUGAUUUCAGGAUUUUCGCAUGUAUGAACCCAGCAACUGAUGUUGGUAAACGUGAUUUACCCUCCGGUAUAAGGUCAAGAUUUACAGAAAUAUAUGUCAACUCUCCUGAUAGAGACAUCACCGAUUUAUUAUCCAUAAUAGAUAAAUAUAUUGGCAAAUUUAGCGUCAGCGAUGAAUGGGUUGGAAAUGAUAUUGCUGAAUUAUACUUGAAAGCGAAAAAACUUUCGGAAAAUAGCCAAAUAGUGGAUGGCUCUAAUCAAAAGGCACAUUUUAGUAUUCGUACGUUGACUCGGACUCUUCUUUAUGCCUGUGACAUAGUACAUAUCUAUGGACUACGCCGUGCCCUUUAUGAUGGGUUUUGCAUGAGUUUUUUAACUUUAUUAGAUCAAACGUCAGAAAAGCUUUUAUUACCUAUUAUUGAAGAAUACACAUUAGGUAGAUUAAAAAACGCAAGAUCUGUACUAUCGCAAGUUCCUCCAUCUCCUGGACUUGAUUAUGUUCAGUUCAAACAUUAUUGGAUGGAAAAGGGGCAUGAACAACUAAUAGCUCAACCCCAUUAUAUCAUUACUCCAUUCGUUGAAAAAAAUAUGUUAAAUCUCGUAAGAGCAACCUUCAGUAAGCGUUUUCCUAUUUUGAUCCAAGGUCCAACUUCCGCUGGUAAAACUAGUAUGAUUAAGUACCUCGCUGAUAUCACUGGCCAUAAGUUUGUUCGUAUUAACAAUCAUGAGCAUACCGACUUACAAGAAUAUUUAGGAACGUACGUGGCAGAUGAUACCGGGAAACUAUGCUUUAGAGAGGGUGUCCUAGUAGAGGCUUUAAGGAAAGGUUAUUGGAUUGUGCUUGAUGAAUUGAAUUUGGCUCCUACCGACGUUUUAGAAGCUUUAAAUAGGCUAUUGGAUGAUAACAGAGAAUUGUUUAUCCCAGAAACCCAGGAAGUCGUUCAUCCACAUCCAAAUUUCAUGCUUUUUGCCACACAAAAUCCACCUGGUUUAUAUGGUGGUCGUAAAGUGCUUUCAAGGGCCUUUAGAAAUCGUUUCUUGGAGUUGCAUUUUGACGAUAUCCCACAGGAUGAAUUAGAAAUUAUUUUACGUGAACGUUGUCAAAUUGCUCCUACAUAUGCCAAGAAAAUUGUUGAGGUAUAUCGCCAAUUGUCUAUAGAAAGAUCCGCGUCAAGGAUAUUUGAGAAGAAGAAUAGUUUUGCUACGUUGCGUGAUCUUUUCCGUUGGGCCUUAAGAGAUGCCGUUGGGUAUGAACAGCUUGCUAGUAAUGGUUAUAUGCUAUUGGCGGAAAGGUGUAGGAAUCCUCAGGAAAAAAUUACAGUAAAAAGAGUGUUAGAAAAAGUGAUGAAGGUCAAAUUAGACAUGGAUACUUAUUAUGCUAGCCUGGAAGAUAAAGAAUUAGAAUCACAGGAUUCUGUGAUAUGGACGAAGGGCCUUCGUCGUUUAGCAGUGUUAGUAUCCUCCUGUUUGAAAAAUAAUGAGCCAGUUCUAUUAGUAGGUGAAACCGGUUGUGGUAAGACAACUAUUUGCCAGUUGCUAGCGUCAUUCCUUGGAAAACAACUAAUUACUCUGAAUGCCCACCAAAAUACGGAAACAGGCGAUAUUCUGGGUGCACAAAGACCUGUACGUAACAAAGCAGAGGUUCAAACGAAAUUAAUACAUCUUUUACAAGAUCUUUUACAGGAACAUCAUGAAAAAGAUUUAAAUACUCUCUUAGAGAAAUUUAAAAAUUUUGACAAGUCUGCUAUAAGUACGGAAGAUCUCUCAUCUGUCAAGACACUACAGGAUAAUAUGAACGCUCUCUUUGAGUGGUGCGACGGUCCUUUAAUCCAUGCUCUAAAAACAGGUAAUCUUUUCUUAUUAGAUGAAAUUUCCCUUGCCGAUGACUCUGUUUUAGAAAGACUAAAUAGUGUGUUAGAACCGGAAAGAAGUCUAUUAUUAGCCGAAAAGGGUACAUCUGAUAGUUUGAUUUGCGCAGAACCUGGUUUCCAAUUUCUUGCCACAAUGAACCCAGGUGGUGAUUACGGUAAGAAGGAAUUAUCGCCUGCAUUAAGGAAUAGAUUUACUGAGAUUUGGGUGCCAUCCAUGGAAAAUUUUAACGAUGUAAGUUUGAUUGUGCAAUCCAGAUUAAAAACGGAACUCAAACAUUUAGAAAAAGCUAUAGUCUCAUUUUCUGAAUGGUUCGGUAAGAAAUUUGGUGGUGGUGACGCUACAAAUGGUAUUAUUUCGUUACGUGAUAUUUUGGCAUGGGUAGAAUUUGUCAACAGUACAUAUGAUGGCACAAGCAAUGAAUACACGUUACUAGUUCAUGGUGCUUCUAUGGUUUUUGUUGAUACUUUGGGGACUAAUAAUACCGCAUAUCUAGCAGAAGAUGAGGAAAACUUGAACAAACUCAAGAGGGAAUGCAUAAAGCAGCUAUCCAAGUUCGCCUGCCAGGAUCUAACUCCAUCCAUUCAAAGCGAGUUUGCUCUGGAAGUUGUUGAAAAUUCUAUUCAAAUCGGUCCUUUCAAGUUGAGCAGAUAUAACAAAAAUGGUCAGGCUGCUUCCUUCAACAUGAGAGCUCCAACCACAUCUUCCAACCUGAUGAGAGUUGUAAGAGCACUGCAAGUUCAUAAACCUGUGUUACUUGAAGGUAGCCCUGGUGUUGGUAAAACCAGUUUAAUUACUGCCUUAGCAGAACUAACAGGUAAUUCCUUGACUCGUAUUAAUCUGUCAGAACAAACUGACCUGAUUGAUCUUUUCGGUUCAGAUGUUCCAGGUGAAAAGAGUGGAGAAUUUGUCUGGCAAGAUGCGCCAUUUUUGAGAGCAAUGCAGCAGGGUCACUGGGUUUUACUAGAUGAAAUGAAUUUAGCAUCACAAUCCGUCUUAGAAGGUCUGAAUGCAUGUCUUGAUCAUCGUGGAGAAGCUUAUAUUCCUGAGUUGGAUAGAUCUUUUGCCUGUCAUCCAAAUUUCUUAGUUUUUGCCGCCCAAAAUCCUCAAUACCAGGGUGGUGGUAGAAAAGGUCUGCCAAAAUCUUUUGUUAACCGUUUUACUGUUGUGUAUGUUGACAUGUUGAAAACGGAGGAUCUUCUUCUUAUCUCACAACAUCUAUACCCAAAUAUGGAAGCCGAACUGUCCGGUAAAAUGAUUCAGAUAAUGUCCGUCUUAGAAGAGGAGGUUUCAAAGAAAAAGAAGUGGGGUACUCUAGGUGCUCCAUGGGAAUUCAAUUUAAGAGAUGCUUUAAGAUGGUUGAAAUUACUUACUAAAGCAUCUAUAUCUAGUGAGAUGGAUGUUUUAGACUUCGUUGAUAUUAUUGUAAAGCAAAGAUUCCGUACAGAAAAAGAUAAGGACCAAGCGGAGUCAAUUAUUAAUGCUAUUUUUGGUGCUUAUCAGAAAAACGAGAACUAUCACAGCAUUACCGCUGAUUAUGUCCAAUUCAACAGAGAAAUUUCUGCAAGGAACCCUUUAUACCAUUUUUCCACGACAGACAGACUGAUCCCACUUGAGUGUAACAUCUCUGUCUAUGAAUCAGCCUUAAGGUGUAUCAACAAUAACUGGCCUUUAAUUCUGGUGGGUCCCAGCAACUCUGGUAAAACUUCUAUUGUAACGUAUUUGGCUUCAAUUGUUGGCCAAAAAGUGAGUAUCUUUUCUAUGAAUAGCGAUGUUGACAGUAUGGAUAUUAUUGGUGGUUAUGAGCAAGUAGACAUGGUAAGGAAAAUCUCCUUUAUCAUCGAUGAAUUAAAACCAUUAUUGAGAGAAAUUUUAACUAAAAAGUUAAUGGAACAUGGGCAACAUUAUGAUGUAUUGACUAUUGGGCUGGAGCUCCUCCAAUUCAUUAAUCAGAAUAUAAUCACUGCUAAAACCUACUCGCUCUUCGAAAUGGCAUUCCAGCAAUUUUAUUCUACUCUGCAAGAUAAUGCAUGUCUUUCUAAAAUAGCUUCAGAAAUCGUCGCGCUCUCCAAAAUCGUUGAAACCGACGUCUCAGUUAAGUUUGAAUGGUUUAAUGGUAUGCUUGUAAAGGCAGUUGAACAAGGUCACUGGUUAGUCUUGGAUAAUGCCAAUCUUUGUUCCCCGUCUGUCCUGGAUAGAUUGAAUUCUCUUUUGGAAACCAACGGUACAUUGCUGAUAAAUGAAUGUAGUCAAGAAAAUGGAGAGCCGCGUAUAUUAAAACCUCACCCAAACUUCAGACUUUUUUUAACUAUGGAUCCUAAAUACGGCGAACUUUCAAGAGCAAUGAGAAACAGAGGUAUCGAGGUCUUUGUUGAUAAUCUAAAAGAAAGAGCUUCCAGUUUCGAUGCUUUGUCUUUAGGCUAUAAGUGCAACAAGGAAACCAGAGGACGUGCGGAAAUUGACCAAUAUUUUGGUAGUCUACACUUGAACAAUUUGAAAGAAAAGCGUCCAUUAAAAAACUUCAUUCCUGCUCAUAUAUCAGCUUUUCAAUCAUUUUCUAAAAUUCAUGAUGUCAUCCUCAACUCAAGAGGCAGCAUCUCUGUUGAAUCAUUGCUGGGUAUUUUACCAAUUAAUGAGCUGAGUGAAGUACAACAGUGGGUUACUAAUAUCUCAAAUAAUCGCAGUUUUGAGCAGACUGCACUUUUAGAACAUAUGAACGAAAUCCUAAAUUUCUUAGUGGAAAACAAGAUUGUGCAUCGAAUCAACGAUAUCAGCUUAGUUUCAGAGUCAAAUAUUUAUUCUAUUAUCGAUAAAGCGCAGGAUAAUCUCAGUACACAACCGUUAUUUCCCUUAUUAAAUGUUUACGUCUUGCCAAUGAUCGAAAAAAUCUCAAAAAAUAUUUGUUCCCCAGAGCCAUUAUAUCUUUUUGCUUCAGCACGUGUGUUAUUGAAUUCUAUUGAUACUUUGAAGCAAAUCAAUUUGCGUUCACUUCAAGGGAAAUUAACUGAACUAUCUUACAUAGAGCUCUCUGCAGCCGCAACGAAUGGUCGUCAAGUUAAGUUAGUACCAAGGAUUCCAAUAUUCAGUUUCUUAUGUAAAUUGGUUGACCAGUUGCUAUACUCUUUUAGUAACAUUCCUCUUUUCGAACAGACAAAGACAUAUCAAGAAUUUUGGAAUUUGCUUACUGUGAUCGAAAGUGCUCUGGAGACGGCUUCCUUGAAAGACGAGGCUCGUCUAAGAGUUUAUAAGGAACUUUUUGAGGAGUGGUGCAACAUUGCCCGCUCCGAAGGUUUACAAGUCACAGAAUUUUCCGAAAUCUGCAGGGCAUUUGAAGAUACUUUACGUCUACAGCGCGGUCAAUCCAUCACCCUUUUGUGGGAAGCAUUCAGAGGGAAAUAUCCAUCUACUAGACAUGCUUGGAAUGUUUUGACAGAAGUAGCAGCCCUAAGUGACAAAUUUGAUAAGGUGAGAAAAUGCCAGUUCGCAGAAUCAUAUGCUUCUAUCGCUACAUUAACCGAAUUUUUUAGAACAAUUUUUGAUGAUACGCUAAAAGAUGAGAGUAAUGUUAAUAGGGACAUAAUUUCUACUCUUGAAAAAGGUAUAGAUGAGCUGCAAACAAUCUCUUCCAAAUUUUUAAGGAAGAGAAAACAUUUUUUUAUGAAGGAAUUUGACAAUUUAUUGAGACUUCUAUAUCAUAGUCGUGAUGUUCCUCAAGAUUUGUUUAUUGGUCUCGGUGCUUUGUCAUCUAUGUCUACACGUCAAAUGAUCAAAUAUUCCAAUGAGGAGCAUGUUUAUCCACCUAUCUUUGAUCUACUUUGGGUGGAAUCUGAUGGUGCGUACCAAUCUUUUGUAACAUCUUUAUUUACCUCUCAAUAUUUUGAGAGUAUUAUUUCUAAGUCAAACCAAUUUGGCGAUUUUUCAGGUGGUCACAUUCAGCAGACUCUUCUUGAUGCCAAGCUGCUCCUAUCCUCAACUAUUAAAUCUUCAAAAUUCAUCUUGAAUGAUCAAUCUGCUGUAUCAGGAUCAAUCUUGAUGAAGUGGAUAAAUCGCAUUGUCAGCAUUCAUACUAAGCUGGAUAUAGAUGUUAUUCCAUUAGAAAAAGUGAGAUCAAUCGUACUAGAAAGUACUGAAUCCUACUUCUCAGAAGUAUUCCAGAACUAUUUAUUACCUGCUAUUGAGCUUUGUUCUGAUGUUCAAUCAAUGGCCUCCUUAGGUAAGGCAUGGAUUUUGUUUGGGGUAUCAUUGAUUACACUGUAUGCUCCGGAUGUACCAUAUGACCCUGCUCUUCAUGACUAUGUCAUACACGACAUCUUUUCGAAACAAAAGACAUAUUCUGAUGAGUUAGCUAAUACCUGGAUCGCAAUCCGAGAAGUUAUUAAUGGAGAUCAGAAUAUGUUCACUGAAAGAUUUAUUAAAACAGUUCAUGCAACAGAUGCGCCUGCCAAACCAAAGAUAUACAGACCUGAUGAAUCAGUUGACAGUCUCUUUGAUGAAUGGUCAGCAUUUUUAGUUUCUACAGUUUCCAAGGAUCAAGUGUUUAGUCUAUUGAGCGCCACUGAUACCUGGAAUAGGAUGACAGAAGGCCGCUUUGACAUGUUUCAACAGAAUACAUCCAACUUUUUAAGACGCUUAGAAGGUGCUCAUAUGUUUUUUGCUGAUCUAAAUGAUAUUUUUGCAGGAUAUGUCUUAAGUGUAAAAUUUGGUUUUGAGCUUCUCAAGCAAUCGAAAACCGAAAUGCUAAAGGAAACUGACAUUUCGUCAUUGUGGUCCAUUAAUCCAUUGAUCCUUUCAUCAACCGAGCUAAUAAAUGAAUGUUUCAACGAGUUGAUUGAAUACAGCAAGAAAGCGAAGGUAGACAAUACGUCAACAGAAAAUAUUUUAUUAUUCUUUAUGCAACUUUUCAAAGCUCAUAAAAAUGAUAUUUCAUUGCUACCAUGCUUCGAUGCAACCCUACAAUCAUUGUAUUCCAGAUGGUCGAUAAGGCGUAUGAGGGCGGAAAAGGAGUCUGAAUCACAAGAAAGGACCUUCAAAUAUGAAGGAACUAAUGAUGAUUUUGAAGCUGGCUUGAGGGAACUAUUCCCUGAUUAUGAGGAAUCAUUAGAUUUUGAUGAACAUGCUAGUAGUGAUCCAGAAUCAGAAAUGCAUCUAAUGUACUACGCUAUCAGUAGACAGUACACAGAUACAUUUAACGAUGAGGCACAAGAUGACUUUACCGAUAUCUUGAAAAAAGGCUCCAAGAUUGCAAAUUUGCUGGUCUCAGAAUCAAAGAAGUUCAAGUCUCAUAAGUUGGACAACUCUCAUCUAACUGCAGUAUUAAACAUUUUAUCCAAUGAAAUUGCUUCAUUCGAGCAAAAUCCCGACAUGAAGAAAUUAGAUUUCUACAGAGACUCUUCUGUGUUUGAAUCACAAAAAGCUGCCAGUGUUAUCGACUCCAUUUGGAAAAUUGUCUACGGUUAUCUCAAUGAAUGGCCUGAGCAUGCAACUUUAAACGAAUUGAGCAGAAUCUGCGAGGAGUUUUUAGAAUAUCCAGCUAGUACCCCCAUUUACAAGCAAUUACAGAAAUUGGAGCAAGUAUAUACAUUUAUGGCAGAAUGGGAAAGAUAUGCUUCUUCUCAAGUGUCCUUAGGAAAUUGUAUUAGAGACAUUACAGAUCUGAUAGUGUCUUGGAGAAGGUUAGAGUUACACACAUGGAACGGAUUAUUUAAUAGUGAAGAUGAAAAACUCAAACAAAAAACUGGAAAAUGGUGGUUUUACUUGUAUGAAACAAUUAUUGCUGCCAAUGCUGCAAAGCCGGAUACUAUUUUGAUAGAAAACAAUACUCAAUUGGUGUCUUCUUUGAAUAUCUUUUUCAGUAAAAGCACAUAUGGUGAGUUUGUCAGCCGUUUAGAACUUGUUGAAGCUUUUUCCAAGCACCUUCAGUUGCUGAACUUGUCACAAUCUGCGGUUGCACAUAUUUUAAAUAAUGUGAUAUCAUUUUACGGACAGUUCAAGCCUCUCAUUUUAGAGACUCUGAAGAAUGGUCGUAAGGCGUUAGAUAAGGAGAUGUCAGAGGUUAUUUUGUUAGCAAGUUGGAAGGAUGUGAAUAUUGACGCCUUGAAGGAGAGCUCUCGUCGUUCUCAUAACAGCUUGUACAAGAUCGUCCGUAAAUACAGGGAUGUUCUAUCUACCGCUGUGCAACCUUUGAUUGAAGGUGGUCUAUCUUUUAUUCCAGGUCAGAAAGUAGUUUUACAACCUUUAGGUCUCGGUUCCUUCCCUGAGUUUGAUCUAGCUGCCGCUAAAGAAAUGGUUAUAGCUAUUCCUGGUUGGGAUUCCAGAAGUAGUGUGCUACAAAACGUUGAUAUCGUAGAAAGCAAUAUGAACGUUUAUAUGACUAAACUAUCUAACCAAAAAUACCCAAGUUUGGAAGUUCUGGCAAAGGAGUUUGGAAGAGAAGCUGACAGACUACGUGAUGAAACUCCAAAUGUUUACAGUAAAGACAAGAAAAAACUAUUGGCCUCAUUGCGGACUCAGAAAAGUAAGCUAUUAAGUGAUGCUCUAAAAGAAUUGAAAAGAAUUGGUCUAAAAACCAACUUUAGAGAAGAUAUACGUAAGGUUCAAAGCACCACUUCGUCUAUCCUAACCAACUCUGUUUCAUUCAGUCUGUCAAGUUUGCAGGGUUCUGAUCUCUACUUUUUCAAGCUCUUGGAGUUAUUACCUCGUCUUAGAGCCUCCGCUGGAAAUCCUGCUGAGGAUAUCCCUGUCCUUACAAUAGAAAGAGGUAUGGCAAUAGCAGAAAACCUGGUCUUUUCUUUAAUCACAACCAGAGCUCCAUUGUACGAAUUAUCGCAAUCGUAUUACAGUAUAAAAGAACUUCGUGGAAGCCUCGAAAACCUUUGCUGCUCCAAGGGAUUCAUAAAACCAUUUUCGUUGAACUUUUCUGUUAAUAAAUUGAAGCAUUUCUGUGGGUGGUUGCCAGAAUUAAUCAACUAUGCAUUACAUACAUUAGCCAUAAUAGAAACGUCAUCAGCUGAACAAAUUGAUACUACGUACCUGUUAGAGGCUAAACAAACAUUGAAUUCAUUCCAUAGCAAGAUGACUAACGUUAAAACUCUGGACUCUAAUGCUAGCUUCCUGGUCUCUGAAUUCGAAAAUUUCAUGAUUAACUUCAUAGCUAAACUAAAUGAGAGAAGGGCCCCAAAUACUUUCUUCGUAUAUGACACACUACUCAAGUGGAUAUACGAUCACAACAUUUCCAAUACAGACUUUACCAAUCAAUUAGAAGAGGUAAAACUGCAAGAUAUUGAUCAAGCAUUCCGUAAGGUUUACACUUCGGUUGUUCUCUCAUUCCAAAAGUUGAUGGAAUUAGGUUACGAAUCUGUCGAGGAAUCUGAAGACAAGUGGUUACAAACUACAUCUAAACAAUUGAUGAAGUACGUUAAAAUCUUGACAAGUUCCUCAGUGUUGAAAAAUCUGGAGGCAGCUAGCCAACUUCUCGAUGAAAAUGACAUUUCUUCGAGUAAGGCCGAUUUCGUCAGAGCUAUUGUGACAUUUACUCUUCCAGUAAUCAAUAAAUAUUUCAUGACAACGCGCUGUAUUUUAGAGAAGGUCAGAAGUUAUUAUGUAACUACAAGUCAUGGUACCUACAUUUUGUCCAAUAUAUUAUUGAAUUUGGCUAAAAAUGGUCUUUGCUCACCUGAGCCACCAAGUGAAGAAGUUGAAGACAAUAAUCUCCAUGAGGGUACAGGUCUAGGUGAUGGUGAAGGUGCACAGAAUAAUUCUAAAGACAUCGAGCAAGAUGAAGAUUUGACAGAAGAUGCUCAAACUGCUAAUAAAGAUCAAAAAGAAAAGGACGAAUUUGAUGAAGAAGAUGAAAAGGAUGAUGCUGUCGAGAUGGAGGGUGACAUGGCUGGUGAAAUGGAGGAAGCGUCGGAUCAAGAAGAUAAGGAUGAUGACGAUGAGCUCGAUGACGAAGAUGAACUAGAUAAACAAAUUGACAACAUUGAUGACGACGAUCCCAACGCAAUUGAUGAAAAAAUGUGGAAUGAAGAAGCUGAAGAUGACAGCAAGGAAAAGAAUUCUGAUAAAAACCUUGACUCUAAAAAUGACGAUGAAGACAUACAAGCUUCUGAAAAUAAGAAUGACGACGAUGAUUUAAAUAAAGAAAAGGAUCAAGAAGGUACAAAUGAAGAAUCUAAUGCUCCUGAUGGACCAGAAGAGCAAGGGGAAGAUCAAGAGGAUCAAGAGGAUCAGAAUUCAGCUGAUGAAGAAAAUGAUGUUGGUGAACAAGAAGAUGAAGUCAGGGCAGAUGAUGAAGGCCAAGAGUUAGAUACAAAUGUUCCAGAAACUGAAACCAUGGAUCUUCCAGAUGUUAUGGAUUUGGAUGGGGGAAGUGAAGACGAUGAAGAGGAGAACGGGUCUGAGAACAUUGAAGACAAUGAAAGCCCCGAUGAAUCUGAUGAUAAUUUGGAUAAUACUGAAGCUAAUGAUAUCUCAGACGUUGAACAACAAAACGAAGACAUGGAGUCUGAAGAAAUGACAGAACAAGAAGGCCUAGAAAUGGACCAAGACGAAAAUUCUAAUGAUAUGGAAGACCAAGAAAUGAACCCUGAUGACGUGACAGAAAACGAAGAUCAUGAUAUGGAAAAUACCAACGAUUCCGAAGAAGAAUUAGACGAGGGUAAAUUCGAUGAACACCAGAAGGCUGAUGAAGACCAAGAGAACAAUGCUGAAGGUCUAGCUGGUAUAGGUAACGGUAUUGACGAAGAAAAUGUUGAUACUGAUGCGGCUACUCAGCAGCAAUCAGGUUCGAAGGGCGAGGGUGCCGAUGCUAAGGACGUUGAAGAACAGGAGGAUAUUGGUGCAUCAGGUGAGACAAUGAAUACUUACCAAGAUGAUAAGGAAAACAAUGACGAGCAAGACACCAACGAAAGUUCAAGGCAAGAAGCCAAAGAGGCCCUGAAACAAUUGGGUGAUAGUUUGAAAGAAUAUCAUAGACGUAGACAAGAAAUUAAGGAAGCUACUAAUAAUGAGGAUGAGAAGACCCAAGAACCACUUGCUAGCCAGAGACCAGAUGAAUUUGAACAUGCCGAAGGAGCUAACACAGAAAACGAUACACAGGCCCUAGGUGCUGCUUCCAAGGAACAGCUACAAACUGUUGAUGAAGAUAUGGCCAUUGAUGACGACGAAGAUCGAAUGAAUGAUAAAGAUCUUAAUGAAAAGGAAGAUUAUGAAAUGGUUGAUGAAGAAAGCGUAGUUGAAGAGAAGGAAAAUGAACUUGAAGAGACUUCUGAAGCAGACAACGCUGGCCAAAAUAAUUUGAAUAAAGGUGUCUUUGCUGGUGUCGGAAGGGAAACUGAAGAGGAUUUGCUAGAUCCAAACAACAAUAAUACUCUCAAGAACAAUGCUUACGAAGAUGAACUGGACGAAUUGAUGGAUAAGAUUGACCUAGAUGCCAAGGAAAACGAAAUUAAUGAAGAGGCACCGACAAGAACUAUUGAAGAAUCUCGUGACAUUUGGCGCAAGAGUGAAAUUUCUACAGCUGAUUUGGUAUCGAGACUAGGUGAACAAUUAAGGUUGAUUUUAGAGCCAACCCUAGCUACAAAGUUAAGAGGUGAUUACAAGACUGGUAAGAGAUUAAACAUGAAGCGUAUAAUUCCUUACAUUGCAUCUCAAUUCCGUAAGGAUAAAAUUUGGUUAAGAAGAACUAAACCAAGUAAAAGGCAAUACCAAAUCAUGAUUGCAUUAGAUAACUCCAAAUCAAUGAGUGAAUCUAAAUGUGUCAAACUGGCGUUUGAUAGUUUAUGUUUGGUAUCUAAGACACUAUCUCAAUUAGAAUCCGGCGGUUUAUCUAUUGUGAAAUUUGGUGAACACUUUCGAGAGGUUCAUAAGUUUGAUCAACAAUUCAGUAAUGAAUCUGGCGCCAAAGCUUUCCAAUGGUUUGAUUUCAAAGAUACAAAGACUGAUGUUGAAAGACUUGUCGCAGAAUCCAUAAAGAUUUUCGAACGUGGUCGUUUAUUGGGCAACAAUAACUCAGAUCAAUGGCAGCUAGAAAUAAUUAUUUCCGAUGGUAUUUGUGAAAACCAUGAAACGAUAAAAAGAUUAGUACGUAGAGCAAGAGAGAAGAAAAUUAUGUUGGUGUUUGUUAUCAUUGACGGUAUCAGUUCCAAUGAGUCAAUCAUGGACAUGAAUCAAGUUACCUACGUUCCAGACCAAUAUGGUAAUCAACAGUUGAAGAUCAACAAAUAUUUGGACAGCUUCCCAUUCGAGUUUUAUGUGGUUGUUCACGACAUCAGUGAAUUACCAGAAAUGCUGUCAUUAAUCUUACGUCAAUAUUUUACAGACUUGGCAUCGUCCUGA